Molecule: messenger RNA, 2989 nt
Organism: Orbicella faveolata
Lineage: Eukaryota; Metazoa; Cnidaria; Anthozoa; Scleractinia; Merulinidae
Product: kelch-like protein 23
Molecular function (GO): protein binding
Source: RefSeq, a predicted model, not a curated record
GGGCGUCGGGGAGUGCUCGGAUUGCCGUCCGCCAUCUUUGCGGCAAGAGCAAUUUUGUAAGAUGUCUAUGAUGUGCUCAAACACUGACCAUUCAAGGGGACAGAUCAAAUCCAGGUUCAAUUCAGAGAGGUAAAAGUGCGCGAGAAGUUCCAGCUAUGUGCCAACCAGUUAAUCCUGCAAUCUGACUUCUCUGCCCUUAGAGGAAAUAAUGGAGAUUCUAGCUGUAAAGGGAAAUAGUAAAAUCUGUCAUAAAUGCAGAUGUAGUGCUCAUUGUACAAGCUUCAAGAGGACACUUCCAUAAAAUGGGUGCCUUGUUUUCCAAAUGCAAAUGCAAUGAUCUUGCAGCCACCACUGAUUCAGACCCUACUGAAACACUAGAACGAGGAGAGUCAUCCAAAGGGAAAAAUCACUAAUUGCCAAAAUCGCAAAAGUUGACAAGUGAGAAGGCAGAAAUUGAGCAGUACAGCAUCUCUCUUGCAGAAACUCUCAACAGCUUCCGACAUCAGGAACUUUUUGUUGAUUUUCAAGUUGCUGUUAGUGGAGAAGAUUUUCCUGUACACAAGAAUGUGUUGGCAGCAAGUUGUAAGUUCUUUAGAGACUUGUUUAAAGUAUCGGGAGCUGCAGCUCAUUAUGAACUAACAAAUGUGGAACCGACUACUUUAGGAGAUGUUCUCAAUUUUUUUUACAUUGGAAAAUGCAGACUUCCGGGUCAACAGAAGGCUGAAUCAGCUCUCAGCAUUGCAAACUUCUUGGGUAUACAGGAUUUAAAGGAACCAUUAGAAAGAUACCUUUCCUCAGCAAAGGAGAGCUCUGCUUUUGACUCUACUGGCACCUGGGAAGAGUUCUUUUUUUGUCGUGAAGAGUCUCUUCUGAAAGCAAUAAUGGAAUUUUGGGUUGAGGGAUUGUUUUGUGACCUUACAUUGACAACUAAUAGUGGAAAGAUUGUUCCAGUCCACAAAAAUGUCUUAGCAGCUGUCAGCUGUUAUUUUCAAGGGCUAGUCAGGUCUGACAUGAAAGAGGUUCAUGAAAACAAUGUGGACUUUAGCAUGGUUGAUGAAAUAGCUGUCAAUGAGAUAUUGCACUUCAUUUACAGUGGAGAAAUUUCCAUCACUUUCCACAACAUAAAGAACUUGCUGCAAGCCACUGACUACUUGCUGAUAGAGCACUUGAGAACAGCUAUUGUUGCAUUUUUGAAGGGUUCGUCAACCAUGUCAAAUUUCUGGUGCAUAUAUGAUUUAGUAAAAUCAUUUAAUUGCCUGAGUGAGAUCAACAGAGACAUUCUACAGUUGACUCGUAGCAAUUUUUGGGAAAUCGCACAAGUAGAGGAAUUUUUAGAAAUUACUGAGGAAGAUCUCAAGUACUUUUUGUCAAAUGAUGAUAUUAUGUCCAGUGAGGCUCAGAUGCUGGAAUCUCUUAUCCAUUGGUACAAGUAUUCAAAGCCUCAAAGAGAAGAAUCAUUUAAGAAUCUUCUUCACUUAGUUCACAUGACCAGUAUUCCAGAUUUGUACUUGAAAUUUCUUGCUGAGAGAGAAGGUAUUGAUGAGUUACAUUCUUACACUGGCCACCAACUUAGAGCAAAGGUUUCACUAGAUGACUUGAAAAAAAGUGCACACUUCUACAACCUUGUUAUGUUUGGAUUGGCACGUGAUCCAGAUUGCCCUGGAAAUCAGUUGUGUUACUGGCUUCCAUUUGCUGGUCCUUGGUCAUACAUUACAUACUCAUACAGUUGUUUUGAAACAACUACGCCUUUGGUUUUCACCGGUGACGCUUUUUACCUACGGUUUUACGGGCUCGACCCUCAACUAACUUUCUUUAAGAACCCUUUGAGUGCUAGACAUUUCAAACACAGCUCCUCCUUGUGUUCACCAACUUUGGUAGAGCGUGUUAGUGAAACCACUGCACCUCAGGAUUGUGCUGCAGUUCCAUUGGGUAGCAGCAUCUAUUUUAUAGGUGGACAAGUUCAUUACGAAGCCUGCAGCACUGUUCAACGAUACGACAUUAACACACAAUCCUGGGAGGCUGUCUCAAGCAUGCAAGAACGGCGCUACUACCACUCAGCAAUCAACUAUAGAGACAGGUGUAUUUACGUCUUUGGGGGCAUUGAAGGUGUGGGGCGUAUAAACCGCUUUUACAAAUCAACUGUUGAGAGAUAUGGUCCACAGCUAGACACCUGGUCAUAUGUGGCGUCUAUGCAGCAACCUCGACGUAAUGGGUUGGCUUGUGUUUCUGGAGACAAGAUCUUUUUGAUGGGAGGAGAAAGUGCAGAGUGUGCUUGUGCACCCAAAUGUGAAGUUUAUGAUGCAAUAACUGAUGUAUGGCAGAUGGUUUGUUUCCAGAUGAAAGAAGUUUAUACUUUGAAAUCAUGCCAAGAUACUGGUACCUUCAACAAUGAAAUGUUCUGCAAUGACAAUUCCAGUGCUAAUAGUGAUGCGAUAGAAUCCGACCCUGUAGAACUCAACGUUUGUAUGCCACAAGAUGAGGAACUCUAUGAUCAUGCUUAUCUCUAUAAGCCCUCAGUGACAUGUUGUAAUGGUUGUUUAAUUAUCUUUGGUUUUGGUUCAUUUUUAAUGAAGAACUUUAGGUUACCAUUUUACUUUGUGGACCCAGACACUGGCAAUUUUAGAAUCUUGUAUUCAUUGCCAUCAUGACCCAGAGAGACGUCACGUGGGAUCAUUAUGCCACUCAGUCGAAGGGACAUGAUCAAAGCACUCAAGGACUACCCUGGAAACAUUUGUUAACUUGUCUUUUGUAAAAACAGACUGUGCUGUUUAAGUGACAGCAAGGAACAGUAAUCAUUUUGAGCGCAAGAAAAGGGAAACCAUGACCCUGGUAUUAACAGAUAUGAUAGAAACUACAAAUGUAAAAGGGGAUCCCUUAGGAAAUGUAUGAGAAACUUUUGUGGGUUUGUCUGCGUGCCAAAAAUAUUACUGAAAUUUGAAAUAAGAUUAUGAUAAUAAGAAACAGGAAGACAAUAAACUUAUCAAACUUA